CAGGGCCCGGCGGCGGCAGCGAGACCUGGCAAGCGCGGGCGGCCCCUAGCGCCCUCACCUCCUGAGCCACAUGAAGAGGCGGCGGCACAGGCCCCGGGAGGCCCUGGCCCCGGCCACCUGUGGAGGAGCCUCUAGCGCUGCAGUAAGGGCCGCGCUGGAGGCGCCUGAGGAGAAGGUGGUGUACAUGCUGGGGCACCAGCCCUCCGAGGCCCGCGUCCGGACGCGCCGGCCAGCUGCCAGGAGGAGGCGCCACGAAGCCCGGACGGUCGCGGUCGGCCAGAGGAAGGUGCCGCCCCCGCCGCCGCUGUCCCGCGAGGACAGCAGCCUCCGCAAGCCCGCGGCCCCCGGGCCCUGCUCCGGGGGCCGCACCCUGGAGGAGAGUGGGAGGGCGGCCACCCCGACGCUGACCACCUUGCCCACCAUCCGAGUAGUCGGCGACGUGUGGGUCGAGAGCAGCCUGGCAGAAGCGCAGCGCCAAGCGUGCCAAGUCCUGGGAGUGAACCUGGCACCCGUGGUGAGACUCUGCCACUUCCCAUUGCCUGGGCGUGAGAUGCGGGCUACCGCUGCGCGACCUCUCAGCCCCAGGACGGGUUGUGCCUGGAGGGAUGAACCAGUGAGAGCCGGGCCCGCGUUCCCUAGUGCACUCUACGGGCGAAGAAGCACCAGACGGUCCUGGCCUGCGCCUCCGGGAUGCAGCGCCGCCUUCUGGGACUCUGGGGAGGCUGUGCCCUCUGCUGCCUCCCAGCCCCGGGUCUGUGGAGGGAGGAGACCCCUGGACCGCAAGGGAGGUCCCCCUUUCUUCCUAACCCCAUAUUGA
Herpailurus yagouaroundi (jaguarundi) is the source of this 817-nucleotide messenger RNA. RefSeq lists its product as uncharacterized. The transcript has a single exon. The coding region runs from base 71 to 817 and encodes 248 amino acids. The record is from RefSeq and is a predicted model, not a curated record. Lineage: Eukaryota; Metazoa; Chordata; Mammalia; Carnivora; Felidae.